This is a messenger RNA of Fibroporia radiculosa, 216 nucleotides long. RefSeq lists its product as uncharacterized. The record is from RefSeq and is a predicted model, not a curated record. The transcript has 2 exons. The coding region runs from base 1 to 216 and encodes 71 amino acids. NCBI's taxonomy places the organism in Eukaryota, Fungi, Basidiomycota, Agaricomycetes, Polyporales, Fibroporiaceae. Gene Ontology annotation, cellular component: endoplasmic reticulum.
AUGCGAGAGCUCUCCCAACAGCCUACUGAGUUUGAGUUGCGCCAUCGGAAUGCUCAGUUCGCCGAGAAGGCUCGGAUGGGCAAGAAGCCAACAAAACCGUCUCGCCAGGAGCUGCUCACCAAACGGAGCCCUCUGAGCCUUUGGGCCCUUGGCGCAAUCAUCUUUGUCGUUAUAGGUGGAGUGAUACUUGAAUUCCUCCGGCUUAUGUUCCUCUGA